Messenger RNA from Malassezia vespertilionis, 2040 nucleotides. RefSeq lists its product as uncharacterized. The coding region runs from base 1 to 2040 and encodes 679 amino acids. The transcript has 2 exons. The record is from RefSeq and is a predicted model, not a curated record. NCBI's taxonomy places the organism in Eukaryota, Fungi, Basidiomycota, Malasseziomycetes, Malasseziales, Malasseziaceae.
AUGCAGGCGUCGCCAGAGGCACAAGCGGACGCGAUCCUGCUUGCCUACUUAUCUCCUCCGUCCGACACAGUGCCGCGGACUUGGACGGCGGCCUACGCCGCAGAUGUACGCGAGCGGCGCGCAAAAAGUACUGGGCAGCGUCUUUUUUAUGACCGCAUGCUCGCGGACGCAGGCAUCCAAGAUGCCCUCUUUCCCCCAGUAGAUGGUACACAGGCCUACGUCCUGCUUGUAUCUAUCCUCACCGCGCCGUGUGAUGACACUACAAAACAUGCACUUGUAUACUAUCUGGCGCGGGAACACACGGCGAUACAGCAACGUCACAACACAGCGGACGACACGGCGUGUUUGUACGCAGCACAAACACGGCUUGCUCCGUGGAGUGAAAAAGAGACGGAUGGAUACUGGUACAUGGACCACUUUUACUACCCGGCCGCCGUGCCGCUCCUGGCCAAUGCGUCGAUGCUGCCGCUGGUCGCUGCUGCGCUGAGCGACAACUUGCCAAAACAUGCCGAGCUCCUUCUCCAGCUGUACCAGGUGCACGGCGCACUUGUUUUCUCGUGCACCAAGACAAGCUCCGCGCUCGUCCAUUUCGUCAAGGCGCUCACAAUGGUGCAUGGCUUUGGCGCCGCGUGGGAAAUGUGCCGCUCCUGGCUCGAUACACUGCCGCGCGACGAUGCGCUGCACACCACGCUUUACAACAUGCUCUUCCGGAUAUGCUUUGCGCCGCCGGAUACCGACGCUAUUCGUACCCUGAUGCUGCUGCCGCUCCGCCCAGAGGAGACGACGCGUUUGGAAGCGUUUGCCCUCGCCCCCGACAAUCUGCCGCAGCACCACGCGGCGCUUGCCGUGGACACAUUGCUGCUCAAGUUCGUGUGCCAGGGGCGCUAUGUCGAUGCAAUUCACCUCGAUCGUCGCGCGGCGCAGCUGGAGCGCACGCUGGCGUUUGCCGAGAUUGGCACAGAGGCUGCGCGGCUGCGUGCGCGGCGCAAAACACUUGUUGCGGGAUUGUGGGCUGUCCUGCCGCAGAUACAGCGCGAUGCACUGCGUAUGGAUGCCGGCAACGAAGAGAGCACGCCGGUGCCGAUAAAAGGUACUCCGCCGCGUCCGCAAACGCCGCUCAGUGUGUCUGUAUCUGGAUCGCCGGAAGCACGUAUUUUGCGCAAUGCGAUACGUGCGCCGUCGCUCGGUGCGAGCGUUGCUGGGGCGCCGGUGGAAAAGGUCAAAAACGAUCCUGCGUUGCGGAGCAGCAGUCCUUUCCGCGGCUGGAAAAACGUCGCGCAGCCGCAUAUCGUGCAGCGUGAGCCUGCAUGGGGUGUUCCUGUUCCUCGGCAUGUGCCUCUUGAGGAUACAAAGAUGGAUGCUUUGCCGGAAAUAGAUCCGGUGCACGGGGAAGAUUUGAGUAUGGGGGAAGCGGGCCAGGACGAAGCGUGUGCUUUGGACGUGCACGGAAGCGAAAAUGCAUCCAUAUCCCAGCACCCAAACGCGCCCAUGCACGAGGACCCAUCUCCAUCUCGAUCCCCAACUCCGCCCAGCGUACCAGUCCGGCGCAAGCGCGGCCAACGUGUCGCCGCAAAGCGUGCUGCCGAAGCAAUCCACGAUAUUGAACAAACACCCAACAUCCCCGGCGGCUUCCCUCUGUGGACCGAGCAGGAAUCUCCCCGCCGCUCUUCGCGCCGCGGCAGGCACCCGAGCGAGGAUAGGCUCCCUGAAAAAUCUACUGUGCACCGCUCACGCACCGGCGCACACUCUCCUGGCCGUAUCCUUCGCUCUCAAUCCAGCGCCGACGUAGCCUAUCCCCACGGCACGCUUGCACGUCUGGAGGCAGUGAGCGAUGCUCGCCCCAUUGCACGACGUACGCGUGCACAGACUGCUGAGCUCGAAUCGCACGGAUCGCAGGCAAGCACCGAAGCUGACGGCGUUUCGGAUGCGGACGCAGCCGUGCCGCCCAAGCCGCGCCGACGAGCACGAAAUCAAAGUCCAGCACACCGUGCGACGAGAUCCUCGCGCCGUUUGCGCGAAAAUGCGCCGCGCAAGCGCUGA